AAAUAACCUGGGCAUUGAUUGCGGAAGAAUGAACAGGAGUGCGGUGUGAAUAUGGAGAAGCAAAAGAAAACAAGGAAGUAUGCGACCAUGAAGCAAAUGCUUAGUCUCAGAGAUCAGAGGCUUAAAGAAAAGGAUAGAUUAAAACCUAAAAAGAAAGAAAAAAAAGAUCCCAGCGCACUCAAGGAAAGAGAAGUCCCUCAACAUCCUUCCUGCUUGUUCUUCCAAUAUAACACACAGCUGGGCCCACCUUACCACAUUCUGGUUGAUACCAAUUUUAUCAACUUCUCCAUUAAAGCCAAACUGGACCUAGUACAGUCAAUGAUGGACUGUCUGUAUGCCAAGUGUAUCCCUUGUAUAACUGACUGUGUAAUGGCUGAAAUUGAGAAAUUGGGGCAGAAGUAUCGAGUCGCUCUAAGGUUCGCCAAGGAUCCAAGAUUUGAACGAUUACCGUGCACACACAAAGGAACCUAUACAGAUGACUGCUUAGUACAGAGAGUAACUCAGCACAAGUGUUACAUCAUGGCCACGGUUGACCGGGGCCUUAAGCGAAGAAUCUGUAAGAUCCCUGGAGUUCCUAUCGUGUACAUUUCUAACCAUAGGUACGUUGAGCGGACGCCAGGUGAUUACGGAGCCCCUCGGUUUUGAUUCUGACAAGACAAU
Loxodonta africana (African savanna elephant) is the source of this 660-nucleotide messenger RNA. RefSeq names its product rRNA-processing protein FCF1 homolog. NCBI's taxonomy places the organism in Eukaryota, Metazoa, Chordata, Mammalia, Proboscidea, Elephantidae. The record is from RefSeq and is a predicted model, not a curated record. The coding region runs from base 52 to 645 and encodes 197 amino acids. The transcript has a single exon. Gene Ontology annotation, cellular component: small-subunit processome; nucleolus.